Molecule: messenger RNA, 441 nt
Organism: Racocetra fulgida
Lineage: Eukaryota; Fungi; Glomeromycota; Glomeromycetes; Diversisporales; Gigasporaceae
Source: the annotation of a GenBank genome assembly
AUGAAGCAACAUUAUAUUUACUUAUUACUUUUAUUAGCUAUAUUUACUACUAGCAAUGCUUUUACUUACAAAGAUUGUCCUCCGUAUAUUCAACGAAACUCAACAUACUUGAAUAUAACAUUAAUUAGCCCUCAACCUCCUGUUGCAGGGAAAGAUGUCGAAAUUACCCUUAAUUCAGAAAUUGCAAAUAAUCUUAUGGACACUGAUAGAAUAUUUGUCGAUUUACACCAGUCUGAUGCUACAUAUAGGUAUAUUCAGAAAGUUGAUAUUGGAACCAACCAUACGUUCCCGAUACCUUCUGGAAAUAUUGAAGUAAUGGUGAAAUUUACAGUACCGGACCAAAUAAACGUUGCUGACCUCAAUAUUUCUGCUGUUAUUGGUUAUUGGGAUAGCGAGGAUCCUAGAAAUAGAAGCCUUUGUGUUGUUUGCUGCUCUGAUCAA